Panicum hallii is the source of this 1268-nucleotide messenger RNA. RefSeq lists its product as uncharacterized. The transcript has 3 exons. Bases 220 to 837 code for a protein of 205 amino acids. The record is from RefSeq and is a predicted model, not a curated record. Lineage: Eukaryota; Viridiplantae; Streptophyta; Magnoliopsida; Poales; Poaceae.
CUCUCUCUCUCUCUCUCUCUCUCUCGUCUUGCUCCCGCUCUCGCUCUCGAUCCGAUCCGUGGUUGCUUACGUGCCGUUUCCUCACCGGCGGCAGCGGCGCUGGGCGAGUGGCUUCACCGGCGACGAUCGUCCACUAGGAUUCUUAGCGAGCCAAUGGGGAGGUAAUUUGUCUGGCUGGGCACAAGAUCUUAGUUCAUGGUGCCUGGAUGAGCAGUGGAGAUGCUACUGGCCGUGGAAGGAGGAGGGUUCUUCUCGUCUUCAGCUUCAGGGUACAGCCAUGGCCUCGCCCUCUUGCUGCUUGGAAGGAAAGCGGAAGAGAAGCCCGUCAAGGUCUCGCCGUGGAACCAGUACCGGCUAGUCGACCGGGGAGGUGAUCAGGUGUACCAUCUGGCCUCCGGCAAGGAUCAGGCGCCUGGGAAAUGUGCUCCCUUUGUCUGCUUCGGUUGCACUGCCAAUGGCCUCGAGGUGGCGUCGCCUCCAAAAGUGGUAUCGAGCAAUGCAUUGGAUAGCACACAGGAAGAAGCAUCUUGCUCAGCGAACAAGAAAUGCACUAGUGAUUCCAUCAUUGGGAAUGAGAGACGAGGCUGUCUUAAGAGCAACUCCAAAAGGGAUUCUUUGGAGCAUAUUAUAGUUGUGAGUGAGGGUGAAGAACCGCGUGAGUCACUGGAAGAGGUGCAGACCUUGAGAGCUAGCAUGGAGCGGAGGAAGGUUCAGUGGACAGAUACAUGUGGAAAGGAUCUCUUUGAGAUAAGGGAGUUUGAAACGAGUGAUGAAGGGUUGUCAGAUGAUGAUGCUGAAAAUGAAGGUUUUAGGAAAUGCGAGUGUGUGAUUCAGUAGAUUUCAUGUCUUCAGAACAAGCUUGACAGAAACAUUUGUUCAUGGGAAGCCGAAGUGCUGCUGGGCAGGGUGUGUGCUGCACUCGUGACUUCUCAGCAACCGGAAUGAUCGAUCAUAGUCGAAACAAAACAAACAGGGACGACUCGUUAUCAUGCUAAAUUAUUUUUUGGUUCUAUGCUUAGCUAGCCUGUGCAGCAGGUUUACAGUUUUGAUGCCCACCUGUACAAUAUCAAGAUUUGACUCUAUUGUUUCCUUUUUCUUCAUAUUUUAUUUUCCUGGCAUUCCAUUAUGUUUUUAUGCCCGUUGUACCAUAUGACGCUGUCCUGUUGCUACCCCCUGUUCCUGAUUUUGUUUUGCUCCUGACGUGUUGAGUGAGGCCUUGUUGACAUUUUCGUUGAAGUUGGUAAAGUUCAUGUCUUUGUUGCAGUGAA